AUGUCUGGACGUGGAAAGGGAGGUAAAGUCAAGGGAAAGGAAAAGUCCCGUUCGAGCCGCGCUGGAUUGCAGUUUCCAGUCGGUCGUAGUCACCGUCUACUCCGAAAGGGCAACUAUGCCGAGCGUUUGGCCAUCCGCAACGACGAAGAGCUGAACAAACUUCUUUCCGGAGUGACCAUCGCUCAGGGUGGUGUCCUGCCAAACAUCCAGGCCGUCCUGUUGCCCAAGAAGACCGAAAAGAAGGCCUAAAUUCGAUCGAAGUUCC
Molecule: messenger RNA, 265 nt
Organism: Ochlerotatus camptorhynchus
Lineage: Eukaryota; Metazoa; Arthropoda; Insecta; Diptera; Culicidae
Product: histone H2A-like
Exons: 2
Coding region: 1-249 (82 amino acids)
Biological process (GO): heterochromatin formation
Cellular component (GO): nucleosome; chromatin
Molecular function (GO): protein heterodimerization activity; structural constituent of chromatin; DNA binding
Source: RefSeq, a predicted model, not a curated record